Messenger RNA from Cylicocyclus nassatus, 1695 nucleotides. The record is from the annotation of a GenBank genome assembly. Lineage: Eukaryota; Metazoa; Nematoda; Chromadorea; Rhabditida; Strongylidae.
AUGCUUCUUAGUUUAUUAUACUUUCUGAAGCUCUCAGAGAUUUCUGUGUAUGCAUGCACUCGGCGAGAAUUGUAGUAUCUUGCGCUUUUCAUGUUAUCUGUUAGUUUGGGUGAAUAUCGGUAGUCAUAGUAGUCUUUCACACUUGUUUUUCUUCAAUAUAAUGUUGGCCAAUUAUUUGAAUGUAAGCAGUAUGACUGAGAAUGUCGCUCCUGCACCCAAUGGCGAGAGCAUUGAUGAGAGAGUCGUAAAGCAGCUUGAGUACUAUUUCGGGAACAUUAACCUUCCGAGAGACAGAUUUUUGCAAGACAAUAUGAAGCAAGAUGAUGGGUGGAUACCAAUAAAAACGCUACUCACUUUCAAUAGGCUUGCUGCCAUAACGACUGAUGCUGACGUAAUUGCAAAUGCUGUGAAAGCUGCAAAUUCUGAGAUCAUCAGUGUUUCUGAGGAUGGCCAGAAAAUUCGUCGAAACAUCGGUAAUCCAUUGCCUGAAAACUCGUUGGAGUACUGGCAGAAAAUAAAGCAUUGCACAGUUUACAUGAAGGGAUUUGAACAGAACACUAGUCUUGAUGAUAUUAUGACUUUCGCCAAAAAAUUUGGGCAAGUAGAGAACGUGCUGAUGAGACGUACAAAACCCGACCGAGUUUUUAAGGGCUCUGUGUUCAUCACCUACAAAACAAGAGAAGAGGCCGAAAAAGCUCAAAAGGAUGAUGCAAAAUUUGGAGAAAUAGAGCUCAAGAAGAUGAUGCAGGAUGAUUACUGGGCAAUGAAAAACCAGGAGAGCAAGGAAAAACGUCAAGCAGAGAAGUUGGCAAAAUUAGCCAAAAAUGCUGCAGAGCACGCGGAAAAAAUCCAGGCCAAGACUUGCGCGAAAUUCGUGAAAGGAUUGAUUUUAUCUGUUGACGGACUUCCUGACGACACAACAGUUGCUGCUAUCAAAGAGUUUUUCAGAAAAUUUGGUGAUGUCGGUUAUGUUGUGUAUGAAGCUGGUCAAAGCAAAGCUGAGAUUCGAUUCUCUGGUGCUGAAAAUGGAGCUCAAGAAGCAUGGAGUAAAGCUGCUGCAGCCGGAACUGAUGGAAAGGUGCUGUUUCAAGAGAAGGAAAUCACUGCAAAGGUGUUGGAAGGAGAGGAAGAGGAAAAUUACUGGACAGCAUUUAAUGCAAGUAAGCAAAAUAAAUUUGACCGUAUGAGCGCCCGACGUGGACGCGGCAGAGGGCGUGGUGGGUAUGGUGGUAGGGACCGCGGACAGAAACGCCCAGCCGAACGGGACGAUGCCCUCAAAGGCAAGAAAAUAGUGUUUGAGGACGAUGAUGGGAAACCCGAACCAGCUGGAACAGAUUCAUUGAAUGGAAGUGGCGGUUUUGCUGAAACAAAAUCAGAGUCGGUGAAGGAUGUGGAAAGUAAACAUGAGUCAUCGAAGCCAAUAGAAAGCAAAGAGGAGUAGCACUAGGUUUGUAGUUGUCAUGUAUUAUAUUACUGAUUUCAUAUUUGUCACACAUCUUGAAUUGAUCUUUGGUGAAUAACCUUUUUUUUUUGUCGUGAAGAAUUUGUUUCCGAUGAAUGCUUGUACUUGCUAUGUGUCAAUUUGAAAAACUUUUUUCCUCAGUUAAUCUUGUUAGCGCAGUGAUGUUGUGCGGAAUUUGUUUGUUCAAAGUUGUUGAUUGUGUGAAUAAAUGAUGAUCAAUUGAUUUGUCUGAU